Molecule: messenger RNA, 2119 nt
Organism: Drosophila serrata
Lineage: Eukaryota; Metazoa; Arthropoda; Insecta; Diptera; Drosophilidae
Product: plexin domain containing lethal (1) G0289
Source: RefSeq, a predicted model, not a curated record
AUUUUGAAAUUUUUCAACAAAAAAAAAGGUUUAUAAACGGACGUCGCUGAAAGCUCGGUUACAAAAAAUAAUAACAAAUAAUGGCGAAAAGUGUCGGUAGUGCGUGCGCGCAGAUCGCGGUCCUGUUGGCCGUCUGCAUUUCGGUUCACGGCGCGGCGGCCAGGUCGGAUGCAGACUCUUAUGACACAUUCGAUACAGCGCUUCCCUACCUCAAUCCCGAUCCCCAUGUAGUGCAACUGGCAACGGAUCAGGUGCAUCGUCAAAGGCGAGCCGCUCCAGCGGAUGUUUCGUCGCCAGUCAGUACCAGCCAAUACCAGAGCGUAAAUUCUAAUGCUAGUGUCACAGCGGCAGCUGGAGCUGGUGCUGGAACUGUGGCCGCCGAGACUACGGUGACCACGGUGGACAGCAAGGCAGCGGCAGGCGGCAGUGUCUCCUAUAAUGUGCAUAACGUUGGCACCAACGGCACCGGACAGCGUAAGGACUACAGUGUUCAGGGCGCUGAAGGAGCAGCUCCAGGCCUGAACCCCGCCAUUAACUACAAGAAGCCAACCCAACUGCUAGCCGCCCAGUCUGGUGGCUAUCCCAAAAAGGUGGCACCCAGCUCGGCUGCUGUCCCGCAGACACCCAGCACCAGCACGGCAGCUCCCAUCGACGUGGACGUGUCUGGUGUCGAUAUACCUGAUGACGAUAUCGAAAGCAAGGUUAAGAACGAGUCGCUGGUGCGCAGUGAGGACUUUUACGACUAUUACAACAGCGUCCUCUACGUCAGCGAAGAGGAGGCAAAGGCUCUAUGGUCGCAACUGAAAAACACGCCGGAGAACGUAAUGCUCUCCUCGGCGCACCGUCGUGCCAUGACCGUCGAGCUGAACUUUGACUUUCCUUUCUACGGCCACUAUGUGCGGAAUAUCACGGUGGCCACUGGUGGUUUCCUCUAUACCGGCGAGUAUGUGCAUUCCUGGUUGGCGGCCACCCAGUACAUUGCCCCGCUAAUGGCCAACUUCGAUACGAGCAUGUCCAACGACUCGUUUGUCCGAGUGCAAGAUAACGGCACCGCGUUUACCGCCGUGUGGGAGAAUGUGACACUGCAGGAUAAGCCGGAGUUUGGCAAGUUUACGUUUAGCGUGACGCUGCAUCAGAGCGGAGACGUCGUUUUUGGAUACUUCCGAGUGCCCACACUUAUUAAUUCCAUCCAGGAUCAUAAGCAUCCGGUCAAGGUGGGCCUCUCCGAUGCCUAUAUAAUCGACAAGCACCUCUAUUUUACCCGCCGAAAGACCAUCUACGAGUACCACCGCGUUACCGUCCAGCAGCAGGAGAUCACCAACUCUACCAUCAUCAAGCUGACUGCACAGCCCACCUGCUUGGGCUUUAAUGACUGCCAAUCGUGUCUGAAUCAUAACACGACAUUUGCGUGCCUCUGGUGCCCGGCGCUGAGUCGCUGCUCCACGGGCACGGAUCGCAAGAAGCAUGAGUGGAUGACAAAGGGAUGCGAAACUGCCGCCCUUCAUAACGCAACGACCUGCCCAGCGCUCGGUGAGAAGGGUAAUAAUGCUGCCCAGGAAAAGAACGGUGCAGCAGGUGGCAACACAAGUGGAGUCAGCAAUGCGACAAAUCCCUCCACGGCGGCUACUGGCAGUCCGGCGGCAACGGAGCCCACAGUGAUAAGCACUCGGGCGCCGCAGCCCUCCGCGGGCCAGUCAAAGCCCGAGGAUGCUGCUGCCGCCAGUGUUCACAAGGAUGGCAAGGUCGGCGGAAAUGCCGAGUUGUCGCAGGCGGGAGCGGAUAAUAAGAGCGUAGGCGUGGCCUUCGGCUUCAUGGUGCCCAUCUGUCUGGUGUUUGCCGUGACGCUGUGGCUCUUCUAUGCGUACCGAAACCCACACACGAAGAGCGGCCAGCUGCUCAUCCAGUUCCGUCCCAGCCAGUGGUCUUGGCGACGUGGCGAGGCACGCUAUACGGCGGCCACGAUACACAUGUAGGCGGAGAUGAUAGCCGGAGACGUCGAGGGGUAGAGAGAUCGCGGGAGAAUGUGGCAAGCAAGAAUUUUGCUGAAAUCAGCAAUACUAUCGACGGACAGCAACAACAACCUACCAACCAACCAACCAACCAACCAACCAACCAACCA